AUGGCGCCCAAGUCCAGAGAUGGCGACACAAUCGCGUCAUUCAAUGGGAAGUGGGUGUCAUACACGCACACGGCUAUGGCCUAUGCUGCCUUCCUCGGUGCCCUCAUCGUUGGAAUGUGGCUGCAUUACCACAAGAUUGUCCAGAAUGAGAUUGCAGGCUACCCCGAGGAAUGGUUUCCUUCCGUCUCUGCCACCAUUGGCGACCGCUAUCCCGAGCGAUCCGUCUUCAUGCUCUUCAUCGCCCUCACCUCCGGUCCUCGGCUCGCCCUCGUGGGCCUCUGGUACAUCCUCACACGCCGACCAAACUCGACCCUCCCUAAACUCGUCGCUGGCGUGGGUAUCUUCCGAACACUGACCUGUGGAGGAUGGACAUACGUAACCUCGACUGACGACCAUGACUGGCACGACAUCUUCAUGAUCUCAUAUCUGGUGGCUACCCUGCCGUGGACCCUCGGCUGCUUCGCCCUGAGCCCUCGCAACCCCACCGCUAUCAAAUACAGGAAGCUCUUUGCCGGCUCCUUCUUCGCCACACUGGUGCCACUCGUUUACUUCUUCAUUCAACACAAAGUGCACCGCAUUCCUGGAGCCUACACCAUCUACGCCUUCUUCGAAUGGUCACUUGUUCUGCUCGAUGUAGCAUUCGACGCAGUCACCAUGAUUGAGUUUGCCAACUUUGAAAUCGUUGUGAAGGAUGUCCGAGGUGUAUCUCGCGGUGCUGGCAACAAAGCCAUUUCCGACGCCGUCCUUGAGAAAGAAAAGGACAAGGAGAUCGGCACUGUCUUCUCCGGUGCUUUUUCCUGGGCUGGCUUCCUCGAUGCGGCCGCCGAUGUUUACACGGGGUUUGUCUUCUGGUCCAUGCUGACUGCUCUUGGGGUGUGUGUCUGGUACUUCCCCCUCUGGCACAUGGGUAUCUCAGGCUACGAAGUCAUGGUCAUGAGCACCAUCUCUCCGUUCCUGCUCUGCGUACGAUCGCUCCGCUUCCUCAUUGUUCGCCAUGUCCGGAUUUGUCACCUGCUAUCGCUCUCCGGGCUACUCUCUUUCCUCGCCAAGUCCCCCGAAAACCGUCUCUUUUCAGCUGGCUUCGGUGUUUGGAUGGCUUGCCUGUCCUGGGCUGCAACCUUCUACGGAGAGAGAUCACAGCCUCAUCGGUUAGAGGCAAGGAUCUCGGCGUUUUCUCUUGGUUUGAUUGCGUCUAGCGUCGCCAAGUUCGCCUUCUACACAAACAACCCUAUCUGGCCAAUUAUGCAUGAGGCAAACGGUGGCUGGAACAAGACUGGCCUUGCUGUUGCUGUCAUUGCUAUCCUGUGGUCCACAAGGGGUACUGCUAGCUCUGGCGCUGACUUGCCCGCCCCUGGUCCUACCAAGGGUUCCUCCACCCUCUCCGCUUUCGGCCUUGCGGGCCUCUUCUUCGCUAUGCACUCCUUGUUGUCGGACUCCAGUACCAUGAUUUCGUGGGUGUGGGAAGGUUAUCCUGUCCGAGGCCCGCUUGCCGUUCCCCACGGUGCGGUCACUCUGCUGGCUAUGGGUCUCGGACUCAUAGUUGGUCUGUUUGCACCAAGCUUGUCACGCUCGUGGGCGUUCUACGGCGUAGGCUCCAUUGGCGCUGCCGUUUUGACCACUUCAAAGCACUGGACUGGAUACUAUGGAGCACUGAUCACGGCUGUCUACACAAUGGCUGUCGCUCCAGCCCUCAUUUCUCAGGCCGCUCGCCACUCCCCAGCUAAGACUUUCGGUCUCGGCUUCUUAGUCUACAACUUCAUGGUCCUUUUCCACGUUUGGGUCGUCGCCUACGCUUUUGUCCCUGGUGGUCAUCUCGUCCGUGAACGCACUGACUGGGUCAUGACCACCAUGAUGCUCCUCAUCGGCGCAGGUAUCUUCAGUCUUUCUGCUCAGCCACCUGCUCUGAAGAGCUACAAGGGCAAGCCUGCUGUUACUGCUGCUGCAAGCAGGCAGCGCUCGUACUACCUGUACGUCCUCGGCUUCCUCGAGCUUCUCGCUAUUGCAACCGCCUUCCUCCGCUUCCCAUCCUACGACUACAAACCUUACCAUCCCGAGACCAAGUCUAUCACAGCUGGCAUCUGGACAAUCCACUUUUCUCUCGACAACGACAUGUGGUCGUCCGAGUACCGCAUGCGCGACCUGAUCAAAGAGCUCGAAGUCGAUGUCAUUGGCCUCCUCGAAUCUGACCUCCAGCGCAUCAUCAUGGGCAACCGAGACAGCACCCAAUUCCUUGCUGAAGAUCUGGGUAUGUACGUCGACUUUGGUCCGGGUCCAAAUAAGCACACUUGGGGCUCGGCGCUGCUUUCCAAGUUCCCGAUCGUGAACUCAACGCACCAUCUCCUCCCUUCUCCUGUGGGCGAGCUAGCGCCCGCGAUCGAAGCCACCAUCGACGCGUACGGCACCCUCGUCGACAUCUUCGUCUUCCACUCGGGCCAGGAAGAAGAUCCGGAAGACCGCCGGCUGCAGAGCGAGUACCUGGCCGAGCGCAUGAAAGCCACGCCACGCCCGGCCAUCCUGCUCUCGUACCUGGUCAUUAAGCCGGGCGAGGGCAACUACAACACGUACGUCGGCGCUAAGAGCGACAUGAAGGAUAUCGACCCCACCGACUGGGACAGGUGGUGCGAGUACAUUCUGUACAAGGGCCUGAAGCGCACGGGAUACGCGCGGGUGAGCAGACACACAAUCACAGACACAGAGCUGCAGGUCGGCAAGUUCGUCGUCGACCAGCCCGAGAACGGACACGAGCUCAUCCACGAGAGCCAGGUCGCGCCGGGCCUCAGGUUCCCGGACUUGUUCAAGGGCGAGGGCGUAAGAGGCCACAGAUACCACGUGUUCAAUGAGCCGAGAUACUAUGCCUAG
Molecule: messenger RNA, 2859 nt
Organism: Ascochyta rabiei
Lineage: Eukaryota; Fungi; Ascomycota; Dothideomycetes; Pleosporales; Didymellaceae
Product: Protein cwh43
Exons: 12
Coding region: 1-2859 (952 amino acids)
Biological process (GO): GPI anchor biosynthetic process; fungal-type cell wall organization
Cellular component (GO): endoplasmic reticulum
Molecular function (GO): catalytic activity
Source: RefSeq, a predicted model, not a curated record